This is a messenger RNA of Olea europaea var. sylvestris, 996 nucleotides long. RefSeq lists its product as uncharacterized. NCBI's taxonomy places the organism in Eukaryota, Viridiplantae, Streptophyta, Magnoliopsida, Lamiales, Oleaceae. The record is from RefSeq and is a predicted model, not a curated record. The coding region runs from base 1 to 996 and encodes 331 amino acids. The transcript is spliced from 2 exons.
AUGAAUCCGAUAAUCAAGUAUCUAGCAAAAAAUAAGGUGCCGGAAGACCCCCUGGUGGUGAGGAGAUUAAGAGCUCGAGCAGCUUCAUUUACCAUCAUCGAUAGGCAGCUCUACAAGCGGGGUUUUACCAUGCCAUAUCUAAAGUGCAUAUGUCCCACCGAAGCCAAAGAGGUACUAUUUGAGGUACAUGCUGGGACCUGUGAUAACUGCCAAGGGACAACAUCCUUUGCCUUCAAAAUUCUGCGACAGGGUAACUAUUGGCCAACUAUGAAAGAGGAUGCCAAAGAGUUGGUACGAAAAUGUGACACAUGCCAACGUCAUGGAAAUUUGAUCCAUGUCCCGAUCGAACAGCAGACAGCCAUAUUUCGGGUGUGCCCAUUUUUUCAGUUGGGAAUGAACAUUCUAGGACCUCUGCCCAUGGCCAAAGGGCAGAAAAAGUUUUUGCUGGUUUCCAUCGACUACUUUACCAAAUGGGUGCACGACAGCAAAGAUACAAAGAUUUAUUGGAAAAGGAAAAAGGACUUUGGACAGAUGAGCUGCCCAAUGUGCUAUGGGCGUAUCACACGACUCCACGAGAACCGACCGGGGAAACACCAUUUCAGACUAACCUUUGGGAUGGAAGCAGUGGUUUCAGUUGAAAUCCUAAGUGAGACUGGUAGGAUGAAAGUCAAGCAACCCGAUGACACAGGGACUAGAGGGGAACUCGACCUGCUUGAGGAGGUAAGGGAAAAGGCGGCGAUAAAGAUGAUGGUCUAUAAACGAAGAGUUGUGGGGUACUUCAAUUGGAGGGUGAACCCAAGAAUCUUUCAGUCAGGAGACCUCAUUUUAAGGGAUGCAGCGGCAACAGGACACUCCUCGACAAAGCUGGAACCAAACUGGGAAGGCCCGUAUGAAGUGAUCCGCAGCCUGGGGAAGGAAGCUUAUAGCCUGAAAGACAUGAGAGGAAGACCACUGGAUAGGCCAUGGAAUGCAGAGCAUAUCAAAAGAUAUUACUAG